Messenger RNA from Racocetra persica, 291 nucleotides. Lineage: Eukaryota; Fungi; Glomeromycota; Glomeromycetes; Diversisporales; Gigasporaceae. The record is from the annotation of a GenBank genome assembly.
AUGUGCAAAUUAAAUGUCCGCUUUUCUAGUAAAGUUAAAUUACUGCGUAAUUCAGUUAAAAACAAAAAGCGGAAAAUAAUUUCGCACGCAGUAAUAUAUAAUAUUUAUGGUGUGUUAGCACAUCAUUUAAAACUUAUGAAAGGAGAUUUAAAUAAAAAACAAAUGAAAGGAGCGAGUGGCAGGGGAAGGAAUUUUGUUGUUGAAAACAGAGAACUUAUCCAGGAAAUACAAAGUAUUCUCGGGGAGGAAAUAAAAGAAAUUAGAAAACUUCAAGAGCAAACUAACAAUGAG